CAAAUUAAUCAAUAAUUAGCUUCAUUUUAAUUAAACAUAUCUUGAUAAAUUAUUUAAUUGGUUUUAAAUUGUCUUAUAGUUGAUAAUAACAGUGAUAAUAAAAUAUAUUUGUUGAGUUCAGUUGAUUUGUGGCACAUGGUUGAUUUUCAACUUGCGCAGUAUUAAAUAUCAGGAAAGGUCAGGGCGGGCUAAAGUAUUAUAUAUAUAAAUACAUAUAUAUAACAAUGCAGAAAUUAUUAAUAUGAACAAAUCUAAAAAAAAAAAGUAAAUACUUAUUAAAUUAUGACAUCUUUGGAUAACGAUCGACAGAGAUUGAUAGUAAUUACUUAAAUAUCUUGAUUGCUGGGUAAUUUGAAAGGUUUCAUCGAAUGAUAUCUCAUUUAUUACACUCGUUGAUAUAUUUUAUUUAUUGACUACUUGAAAUCGAAGUACGGUAAAUCCCUGCGCAUGUCCAUUAUUUUAACACACGAUACUACAUCUGAGUGUUGCGUGAUUCUAAGUACUGUCGAUUACUUAAUUAUUGUCUUACAACAACGGCGAGUAAUCGGCAAGGAAAUUUAAAAAUCUUGCACUUUAUAAGUUGGAGAUUUCCAGAAAAAAGUUACUGUAAAUAUAAAAAAAAACCAAAAUAAUGGAGACACACGAAAACCAAGAAGAUGCUCAAGAAGAAGCUCAAGAUGAUGCUUUUGAUGAAUCUAAGGAUUUAACAUUAUCACCAGCUGUCGAAAUAUCAAGAGAUAAUAAAAAAGGAUUAAAAAGAAAAACGAGUAUUUUCAAAUACUAUUCGUUUAAAUCAACAGAAGCUAUGCCGGGUUCGUCAAAAAAAUCAGGACCUCUUGUUGGUGUAAUUGAUGUGGGUACACGUACAGUAAGAUUUGUGAUUUUCACUGCUAAACGAGUUGGUGAGGUAGUGUCACACUCAAUUGAUAUUGAACAAUUAAGUCCUCAAGAAGGAUGGGCUGAACAAGAUCCUAAAGAAAUUUUAUUUGCUGUCAAAGCAUGUAUUAAAGAUGUUGUUAAAAAACUUAUAGGUAUGGGUGGCAGUGUCAGCGACAUUGUUGCUGUUGGUUUGACAAAUGCACGAGAAACGACAUUUGUUUGGGAUUCAAUAACUGGCGAACCACUUCACAAUGCUAUCGUGUGGUCUGAUAUUCGUACGGAUACGAUUGUUGAUCAGAUAAUUGCGAAAUUUCCUGACAAAAGUAAAAACCAUUUGAAACCACUCUGUGGUCUACCAGUCAGUCCCUACUUCUCAGCACUGAAAAUCCGAUGGCUCAAACAAAACGUUUCAACAGUAAGAAAAGCAAUUCGUGAUAAAAGAUGUAAAGUUGGUACUUUAGAUACUUGGAUAAUUUGGAACUUAACUGGCGGCAAAGAAAAUGGUCUUUAUAUUACCGAUGUCACCAACGCUUCAAGAACGAUGUUGAUGAAUAUCGAAACGUUAAAUUGGGAUCCUACUUUAUGCAGAUAUUUCGAUAUUGACAUGAAUUUACUGCCAGAAAUAAGAAGUUGUUCUGAAAUUUAUGGAGAAAUAACUGUUGGACCUUUAUCAGGAAUUCCGAUAACUGGGAUUCUUGGUAAUCAACAAGCUGCGUUGGUUGGACAGAAUUGUUUAAAGCAAGGACAAGCAAAAAAUACAUACAGAAGUGGUUGUUUCUUACUCUGUAAUACCGGCACUACUAGAGUAUAUUCUUCACACGGUCUAGUCACAACCGUAGCAUAUAAAUUAGGGCCAGAUAGUCCGGCAUAUUAUGCGCUCGAGGGUUCAGUAGCUGUUGCUGGUGCAGCAAUAAAAUGGUUAAGAGACAAUAUGAAACUUAUAAAAGAUGUUCAUGAAAGUGAGCAUUUAGCAGAAAAAGUUUUCAGUACUGGAGAUGUUUACUUUGUACCAGCUUUCAAUGGUCUCUAUGCUCCAUACUGGAGAAAAGAUGCCAGAGGAAUAAUCUGUGGUCUAACGGCAUUUACCACAAAACAACACAUCAUCCGUGCAUCACUCGAGGCAGUAUGUUUUCAAUCGCGAGAUAUUAUCGAAGCUAUGCAUAAAGAUUGUGGAUUUCCUCUCACUAAAAUUCAUACUGACGGUAAAAUGUCAACCAAUAGUUUACUAAUGCAACUUCAGGCUGAUCUUAGUGGUAUACCAGUGUUUAGAUCAACAAUGCCAGAUAUUACAGCACUAGGAGCUGCUAUUGCAGCUGGACAAGCUCAAGGCGUUGAAGUCUGGCCACUUGAUGGAGACGAGUCUGAAAGUGUUCCUAAUGAUACAUUUUUACCUACAACUACUCCAGAAGAAAGAGACGGAAGGUAUAAAAAAUGGAAGAUGGCCGUUCAAAGAAGUUUAGGCUGGGCUGCUACCAAAAUAACUGCCCAUAUGACAGAUGAAAGAUACAGAGUAUUAGCAUCAAUUCCUGCCAGCUGGUUUGUUAUGUCAACUUUCGUCUUACUACGAUUAAGUUAUCACUUUAAGGAACGGUGACAACAUUUAUCAGAUAUUAUCACACUAAUUUAAAUAAUUAAAAGCUAGCCAACUAAAAAAAUUUUAUUGUUAUUCAGUACAUAGUUAGAUAGUUGAUAAAUUAGAUUAUAAUAAUAAUAAGAAUAAUAAUAAUAAUAAUAGUAGCAAAAGACUAUCGUAAAUUAAAAAGUAAAUAUUGUUGACAUGAACUAUUUGUUAAUUUAUAUCUUAUUAUUUUAUAAUUUUAUUGACUGAAAGUACGCACAUUCAGCUACAUAAUUAAUUAAAUGACAUACUCGAGUUGUCAUAUUUUUAUCAUUAUUGAUUUUAAAAUAUAUAAAUUACUUGCCUUAUAUGCUCAAUAUUAUUGUCAAAUUAUAUUUUUUUUAGUAAAUAAUAAAUCACAACUUAUUUUAAACUUAUACGUUAUUGCAGCUGAAUCAUAUAAAUUAAUGUUACCGUAAAAAAAAAAAAUUUAUGUGAUUUUAUUUUUAAAAUAAUUAUAAAAGUACUUAAUAAAUAAAUUUGCAUGAUUAUUGUUGCUUACAAUUAUUUUUAUUAAGAUAAAUAUGUUUUAUUAAUGACUAUGUUAUGUAAAUUUAAAGCUUAAAAUUGUAAAAACUGUUACAAGACACGAAUAAAAUACUCAUUGACCAGAA
This is a messenger RNA of Microplitis mediator, 3111 nucleotides long. Its product is annotated as glycerol kinase-like. The transcript has 12 exons. Lineage: Eukaryota; Metazoa; Arthropoda; Insecta; Hymenoptera; Braconidae. Gene Ontology annotation, biological process: triglyceride metabolic process; glycerol metabolic process; glycerol-3-phosphate biosynthetic process. Gene Ontology annotation, molecular function: glycerol kinase activity. Gene Ontology annotation, cellular component: mitochondrion. The coding region runs from base 632 to 2473 and encodes 613 amino acids. The record is from RefSeq and is a predicted model, not a curated record.